AUGGCAGAAGUAGUUGCGGCCGCCAACCCGGCCCCGCAGUGGAAAUCGGUGCGACCCGGAAAGAUCGCUUGGACAGAGAAGCAGGCUGACCUGGCCAACACUAUGCUGGCGAACAUUCCACAGAAUGCAAGAGAGAUCUUCGAGCAGGGCCGAUUCGGCGGAGGGGAUCUCGUGGUUCUGGAUAGUCUCAUAUCGCGGCCGGGCUACAAGGAGAUCCGGGUGAACUAUGUAUGGUUGCGUCCAAUAGUGCAGAUGUUCGAGGACAAGGUGCCAUCAGCACUGUACUUGACGGACGUGCUCCUUUACCUAGAUGGAACCCUGGACAAGAAACUCCUGGUUGCAAAGAGAGACACCCCGGAAGCCCUGCUGACGAAACAAGACUUGGCCGGUCGUGAAGCUGGGAAGCUGAAAAAGCUGAUCUCGUCUUUGCGCUACUUGUACAGGAACGGUGAGAAAUCAUUGGAUCCAUAUGUCACAGAGCUGAAAUCUUUCUUGAAGCCUUCCCCGCGAGCAGUCCUAGCCAACCGCAAUCGACGCGCUCAGCCUCAAGCUGAUGAUGCAGUGGAGGCUGCGAGUGACAAGGAUAGCGGCGAGGACGAAGAGUCCGAGGGUGGUUCUGGGGAGGAGGCUUCCGGUGAUGAGGCUAGCCCCAGCAUGGCCCUGGUCGCUGCCACAGAGGUUGCCGAUGGUCAGGAGAGCAGCGGUGACGAAGAGUCCAUGAGCGAUGAUGGGGCCGAGGCUGCCACAGAGGCUCCCGAUGGUCAGGAGAGCAGCGACGAGGAAGAGGGCGAUGAUCGGGCCGAGGCUGCCACAGAGGCUCCCGAUGGUCAGGAGAGCAGCGACGACGAAGAGUCCAUGGGCGAUGAUCGGGCCGAGGCUGCCGGUGAUGCUGCCACAGAGGCUCGCAACGACCAGGAGAGCAGCGACGACGAAGAGUCCAUGGGCGAUGAUCGGGCCGAGGCUGCCGGUGAUGCUGCCACAGAGGCUCGCAACGACCAGGAGAGCAGCGACGACGAAGAGUCCAUGGGCGAUGAUCGGGCCGAGGCUGCCGGUGACGAGGCGAGCCACGGCAUGGCCCUUGUCGCUGCCACAGAGGUGGCCGAUGGUCAGGAGAGCAGCGACAACGAAGAGUCCAUGGGUGAUGGCAAGGAUAGCAGCGACGACGAGUCCAUCAAGGGUCCGGUAGAGACUUGGCCGAAGGAGGUGACCCGCAGCGAGCUCCAGAAAAUGUUGGCUCAGUUCGACAGCGAUGACGAAGUGAAGCAGCUCCAGGCUUCGGACGGUGAGGACCGGUCUGACCUCGCAGCGAGCGAAGGUGAUCAGGAUUCGGACUUUGAGGAGGGCCUCACCGAUGCCGAGACACUGGUUUUGGGCCAAAGCAAGGACGACGAUGAAGACACCGUGCCCGAUUGGUACGAAGCGUGGAGGUCACCGAGCCGGCACGACGAGGCUGAGGAUGAUUGCUCGGUGCACGAUGUUCCUGAGUAUGGUGAGCCCAGCCCCCCCAUGCUCAAGAGGCAUAAGUUCUUCGUGGGACCAAAAGAGCCUAUGCCCGAUCAUGAGUCGCGCAAGUGCUGGCCCGUGGCGAUGGAUGAUAAUGGCGUCGCCGUGAAGGGUCAUGUGCUGGUACCUCCUGAAGAACACCCCCUUUGCAAGCCGCGCUUUCUCAGGGACGACGAGGACUCUGCAUCAAAGCCUGCGAUUUCUGAGCCUUAG
Molecule: messenger RNA, 1716 nt
Organism: Symbiodinium sp. CCMP2592
Lineage: Eukaryota; Dinophyceae; Suessiales; Symbiodiniaceae
Source: the annotation of a GenBank genome assembly